CACUGCUUCUCCAUUAAUUUAUGGGAUUAGAUACCCCACCAUUAGAGGAACAAACGUUUAUCUCAGAGCCUGAUGAGAUCUACAUUUUAGAUGUUCGAUCCCCCCUUUCCCCACCUUAAAAAGGAGGAGGAAAUAAAUGGGGAAAAGAAAUUAAAAAAAAAACCUCAAACCCAAUCACACCCAGUUGAUUGUCACCCUCACAUCUCUCUAUCUAUCUCUCUCUCUCUCUCCAAGCUCAACUUUCUCCCCCUAAUUCAAUUGCCCCUCUCUACUGCCACUGCAUUUUCUCAGCCCCUCAACUUCUCAGAGACCAACACCCAAUCCUCAUACUCUCAAAAGCUACCUCCUCGAGCUGAUAAUUGGAAAGGAUCCAACACCAAAUUCUCUGGAGUUUUGAAGGCCUCAGUGGCAUUGCACUCCUGUCUCGCUCAAAAUGGGGAAACACUCCUGCUGCUACAAGCAGAAGCUAAGGAAAGGCCUCUGGUCCCCAGAGGAGGAUGAGAAGCUCCUCAAGCACAUCACUAAAUAUGGCCAUGGGUGUUGGAGCUCUGUGCCCAAGCUAGCAGGUCUUCAAAGGUGUGGAAAGAGCUGCAGGUUGAGGUGGAUAAAUUAUCUGAGGCCUGAUCUCAAGAGAGGCUCAUUUUCACAGCAGGAGGAGAACCUCAUCGUCGAGCUCCAUGCGGUCCUGGGCAACAGGUACCAACCAGUCCUUGAGCUCAUCAAACCUCAAUUACCAACAUUGCAUCCCUCAGAAUUCAAUCUAUGUGAGCUGAUAUAUCUUAAUUUCCUCCCCUUCAGAUGGUCUCAAAUUGCAGCUCAAUUGCCCGGGAGGACCGACAACGAGAUUAAGAACCUGUGGAACUCCUGCAUCAAGAAGAAGCUAAGGCAGAGAGGCAUUGAUCCCAACACCCACAAACCGCUUUCUGAGACCGGAGGAGGAGAAGAUGAGGCCCUCACAAUCAGUGACAAGACUUCCGGAUCCAGCAAGCUGAAGCUUCUUGCCCCCACCUCAGGGAAUUCAAACUCGACAGUUCCCGAGCCAGCUCCUCCAUUGAUGCCGAAGAAUUUGGCAGCACCCACCAAAGAUUUCUUUCUAGACCGGUUCGCCGCAACCCAUGAGAGCUCCAAUUCAAUGGACUACUUUCCCCUUCGGAAUUCAGCUUACAGCCCCAACCUAUCAUCCAUGCACCAAAAUCUGCCUCUCUGGUUUAACCAGAACUUGAGGCUGUUCAACACGAAUACGGAGUUAAAUUGCAACAUGAUAUCUAGUGCUGUUCCAUCAGGCUCAAACUCGGUUGUCCCGAACUCCAUGGAUUUGAAGCCCACGGUUAGUAUUGCAGAGGAGUAUCUCCCACGUUUCCAGUAUUUGGAGGCCGGUAACUCUAGCAACAAUAGUGCAAGCAGCGGGAACGCCAGCAGUGGGACAGACUUGCAGAGCAACAAUUCUCUCUUCGACAGCAGCAUCUUCCAAUGGCCGGACUUGGUGCUCAACAAAGAAGAUCAAAUCCAGCUCGGAGGGGAACCGGAGGACCUCAAAUGGUCUGAGUACCUUAACGGCGCCAUCUCUCCGUCCACCGAUUUACAGAACCAAAGUCAACUAUUUAAUGGAGCUGUCAAAGAAGAGAACCAGUUUUUGGUUGAUGGGUUCAGCUCAUGGCUGCAACCUCCUGAAUUAUUUGGUAAGGAUUUCCAGAAGAUUUCCACAGCUUUCAAACAAAUUUAAAUUAUCGAUACGCAUAUAUGCUAGUCCUUGUGGAGCCUCUGAUUCAUAGAAUGGGAGGGGAGACAUACAGAAGCACUCCUUUUUCACAAGAGUUGUCUACUUAGAAAGGCUUGAAAUAAGAAGGAACGGCUUCUUCUAAUGGUUUACAGUGUGCACCAUAGAAUUCUUCUCAUGUAAAUAGGCCCUUGUGAUACAAAAACGUUAGCCCUUAUUGAUCUUUGGAUGGUAAGCACUGAAUAAAGCUUGUUUCGGUGAAUGUUUUUAAUUUUUUA
Elaeis guineensis (African oil palm) is the source of this 1995-nucleotide messenger RNA. The record is from RefSeq and is a predicted model, not a curated record. NCBI's taxonomy places the organism in Eukaryota, Viridiplantae, Streptophyta, Magnoliopsida, Arecales, Arecaceae.